UUUAAUACAUUUUUCAUAACUUAUAACUUAAAAAAUAAAUUAACUUUUCAUAGAGUACUUGUUUAAGUCAUUUCUUAAUAAGACUGUACAAUAGUUUUAUUUUUUUUUACAUAGCAAAAUGUCUUUAAAAAGUGUUCUAAAAAAGAAGUUUAAGAUAAAAAAUCCAAUGUCAACGAAGAAAAAAAAUAAACCAAAACUUGUUUCUUACACACCAUCUGCAGAUACUUAUAAUAAAAUUGAUGCAGAUAAUGAUAUAAAAGAAUGUUCCAUAAAUGACAAAGAGCAAAAUAAAAACACAGUCCCUGAAAAACAAUUUAAUGGUGAGAAUAGUUAUGAAAAACAUAUUAAUAAUGAUGAAUCAAUAAAGUUAUCAACUGUCAAUAAGAAAAAACGCAAAUCUACAGAUCACGAUACAAGUCUUGAAUGUGUACCUACAAAAAAAAGAGUAACUUUUGCAGCUGAUGUAAAAAGUGAAAAAGAUGAGAAAAGCAGUGCUGGAAAAUUGAAACUAAUGAGCUUAAACAAACGGAAAAAAUUGAAUUAUAUAAAAAAAUUAAAGGCAAAAAAAAAUAAACAAAAGAAUGCAAAAAAGUGUGAAGAGAAUGCUACUGCUAUUAGUACACCUAGACAAGAACGAGCCGUGGAGUAUUUAAUGCAAUGGAAAAAUGACCGAUCUAAUUGGAAGUUCAAAAAAAUUUAUCAACUUUGGUUGAUUAAAAACACUUAUGACCCCCUGAAAGUAUCUAAAGAACAUUUUGACAUUUUAGUGGAAUACCUUCAAACUAUUGAAGGUAAAAGUCGCAAUAUAAUUCUUCAAAGUGCUAAUACAAUUGUCUCAGAAUUUUCAACGUCUAAUGAAGGACAACAGGAAUUGAAUUUAUCACAAGAAAUUAAAUAUCAAAGAGCAAGGACUAUUAUUCAAAUGUUUGAAUGAUACAUUUAAUAAAAUAUAUUCUUUAA
This is a messenger RNA of Melanaphis sacchari, 960 nucleotides long. RefSeq lists its product as uncharacterized. The record is from RefSeq and is a predicted model, not a curated record. NCBI's taxonomy places the organism in Eukaryota, Metazoa, Arthropoda, Insecta, Hemiptera, Aphididae.